GCGGCGCUCGAGUGUCCCGAUCUCGCCCGAACGGGUCAAUGUCUGAGGAGGCUUCGAAAAAUCCGUGGCUGGUGUGGUGUACCCGUACUCAGCGACUCGGCUGACUUUUCUGCGUUAAUCGCGUACGUAGCCUACGUCCAGCCCGUGUCGCGAGUGCAUUAACAAAAUAGUAGAAUAUAGGGACAGGCAUAGAAAAGGAAAAACAACGAGAUACGGGAUCAUUUUUAAGUCGAAGGUGUGUAUCGGCGUCGCGGUAAAAUGUCGUGCGCGAGCCGUGUGCGAGCUUGAGCCAGAGAAGCAGAGCGGUCGCGAGUACAAUAACGACGGCGACGACGACGACGAGGACGACGACGACGAUAACGACGACGUCGACGUCGAACAUCGUCAGCAAUAGUACGAAUAUCGGUAGCAGCAGCAGCACCAGCAGCGGUGGCGACAGUAGCCGUAGUAGCAGCAGCAGCAGCAGCGACAGCGACAGCGACGGCAGCACCAGCAGUACCAGCAGUGCGAUAAGGCGAAGAAGUAGUAUAGAAACGAGAAAGGAGAAGCAAGAAGAGAAGAAACAAGGAGAAGAGGAAGGAGUGAGCGUGUGUAAAGGAGAGAGUGAGCAAAGGGACGACGAGGUAGAGGAGAGAGACGCAGGUUCCGAAGCUCUCGGCGAGGAACCGAGCGUGAACGCUGGCGCUAGCGUUAACGCUGGAUCUAUCGAGUCUAAGACAAUUUUAAUACCAAGAAGAGAAUCACCGUGUCCGAGUGUCACGAGGAAUAAGAUCUCAAGGUAUAGGAGAUCGCGUCGUAAGAGGUGGACGACAGUAAAGACGAAGCUCCUAGCCAAAAGGGAGAACCCUACGAUAAGUGCGAUAGGUCGAGGAGCAGGAGUUUGCGCUUAUGGCUGUCUUUUAAAAGUCUAUCCAGAAGCACGGAGAUCAUCCUCUGCUGGUAGUAAAGCUGUUUGGUUAUCGAGAGGGUGCGUGUCAGUGCGCGGCAGUUCCGACCUGGUGAAGCAGCAGCACGACCAGAAGGAGGUGAAGGCGUCGGAGGUCGUGGUGGCGGCGGCAGCAGCAGCAGCGGCGGCGGCGCUGUCUGAGGAAGAGGAGGAAGAAGAGGAGGUGGUGUUGGAACCGAAGGUGGAAGUAGAGGUAAAGGUGGUGCUUCUGGUACUGGAUCGUCGUUGCUGCGUGGCCGUUGAGAGAAGGAGGAAGCAGCAGCGCCGGCGGUGCUGCUCGCCGCCGCGAAACCCAACCCAGCGAGAUCAUCGACUGUGCUAUAUAGAACCGCGGCUCCGUGACUGUGCUUCAGCGCGCUACGAGCCGUACCGAAAACGUUGACCCCCCCAACUGAAGACCGACCGUUACCCCCCUCCUCAUCACUUCCCAUCCCCGUCGCAGGGCACACCAUCCACCAUCGUCGGACACGGCUAGAGCCACGGCCUUAGCCAAAGACAGAGUGCCGUCCUUCUAAAGGCUGCUGCACCUCGCGCAUUCCCGGCUUAUUAGGCAGGAUCGCGCGUAGCGUGCGCGCCCUAAGAUCACCAGCUUGCACGUUCGCCCGAUCGACGAACAGACGGACGGAUACGCCGUCAACUGGCAGCCACGAGUUGGCCCUUUUGACGUACUCGGUUGUUAGCACCAUCUACGAAGUUCCUCAUUGCCGUCGUGGCUACGUGAAAAUUCGUGUGUGUGAUCCCUCCCAGAGUGUCCGAGAAUUUUCCAACAGUUUUCAUUACCGUGCCAGUGUUCCUAGUUGAGAGAAGAGUAAGAAGUGAAGAGGAAACGUGUACGGUUAGUGUCCCGAGAGAGGAGAUUAAAGUGUUAAGAGAGAAAGAGACAGAGAUAUUAAACAAGAGAAAGAGUGUGUGGAGUUCUCGCGUAAUAGUACCGCGCAUCUCUGCUACCUCGCGUGAAAACGAGCGUGCGAUGUGAUAUCGGCUGUCAUUAAUGUCCGAGGAGGAAACGCGCUGGGAAUCUUCACGUGAGGCAUUCGUGGCGAAGGGGUACGGGUUACGAGGAGACCGAGGUGGCGGUAGUAGAGGAGUAGUGAACUACUACGGGGCCUAAGAUCGCCGAGGAGGAGGAGGAGGAGGACUGAGGAGGAUGAGCGGGAGACCGAGGACCACCUCCUUCGCAGAGGGCAACAAGCCCCCUGCGAAUCCGCCCCUGGGCGGUAUGAAAAUCAGCAGUGGUGCGAUGUACAAUGCAGGCAAGGAUGGCAGCAAGGUGACAACGGUCGUGGCGACUGCCGGCGCCGGUCCAGAUCGUCCCCAGGAAGUCGCCUACACCGACACCAAAGUCAUCGGGAACGGCAGCUUCGGGGUCGUUUACCAGGCGAAGCUGUGUGACACUGGCGAGAUGGUCGCCAUUAAGAAGGUUCUCCAAGAUAAACGAUUUAAGAACAGAGAAUUACAAAUUAUGCGGCGCCUCGAGCAUUGCAACAUCGUCAAACUCAAAUACUUCUUCUACUCUAGUGGUGAUAAGAACAUCUUAAACGCGACUAAUCCGGUUUUUCAUGUGGACAAGGACGAGGUUUACCUGAAUCUAGUCCUGGAAUACAUCCCGGAAACCGUGUACAAAGUCGCCCGACAUUACAGCAAGAGCAAACAGACGAUACCGAUUAGUUUCAUCAAGCUCUACAUGUAUCAGCUGUUCCGCUCGCUGGCAUACAUCCACUCGCUGGGCAUCUGUCACAGGGAUAUAAAGCCCCAGAAUCUACUUCUGGACCCUGAGAGUGGCGUCCUGAAGCUGUGCGACUUUGGCUCGGCCAAGCACCUUGUAAAAGGAGAGCCCAACGUCUCUUAUAUAUGCAGUCGCUACUAUCGAGCCCCUGAGCUCAUCUUCGGCGCCAUCGACUACACUACGAAGAUCGAUGUAUGGAGCGCCGGAUGUGUUCUCGCGGAGCUUCUUCUGGGGCAGCCAAUAUUCCCUGGCGACAGCGGCGUGGACCAGCUUGUCGAGAUCAUCAAAGUCCUCGGCACACCGACCCGCGAUCAGAUCCGCGAGAUGAACCCUAAUUAUACCGAGUUCAAAUUUCCGCAGAUUAAAUCGCAUCCCUGGCAAAAGGUCUUCAGGGCACGCACUCCGCCAGAAGCGAUGGACCUCGUCGGCAGACUGCUGGAGUACACACCGUCUUUAAGAAUGACACCACUCUGGGCAUGCGCCCAUGCAUUCUUCAACGAGCUCCGAGAACCAGGCACCAGAUUGCCCAACGGUCGGCCACUUCCGCCAUUAUUCAACUUCACGGAGCAGGAGCUGCGAAGCCAGCCCAACCUGAACAGUAUGCUGAUACCGAAGCACAUGCAGACGUCCGAGAAUGCAGGAAGUGACGCUGGUAGUGGUACCGGGGCCGGUGGUGCCGGCGGUACCGGCGGUGCCGGAAGCGGAGGUAGUGCAGGUGGCGCUAGUGGCGGCGGUGGCGGUGGCAGCGGCCAAUCAGAAGUGACGAGCACUGUCGCGGGGGCUAGUGGUAAUUCUAGCGAUAAUAGCGUCAGCACCACCACACCAUCCACCACACAAAAUACAGACCCCAGCCAGUCGAACAUGGCUUAAGCUUUCUUUGUAUUUUAAAUGUAACGAAUUCGGAGGAUUCGCCCCCCCCCCCUCUCCCCCCGCGCCCCCGGACAGAGAGUGGGAGUAAGAACAGAGAGAGGGAAUAAAGAAAAAAAGUAAAUAAAAUAAUCGAAAGGAGCGUUUAGACUACACGGAAGAAGUAUAUAGAGGAGAAUAUUAGGGAGCAGCGCCGUGAGCUCCUCGCCAGGAGGAUGUCCCGUUGUAAAUUGAACUCAAUACGAAGCCGAUACGGCCGACUCGGUGUCCUUUGUUCGCGAUAAUAUAUACGACCGGUUAGUCACAGAAAGAGAAAGAGAGACCAAGAGUUAUACGAGAGACUCUGAAGUCGAACUGGAUGAAGCGUGACGAGAAACGAGUGAGAGAAGGACGAGUGCGAGUGAAUGAGAGACAGAGAGGGAUAGAGCGAAGGAAUGAAAGAUGAUGAAGCAUCGUUCGAUGGCGUGUUGGGUGUCAUGGCGGAAAAAAAUUGGGACGUAGCCGAGGGCCUUGCUACAAUUAAAAUCUUUAGUCCGUCAUAAGUAUAGACAUUAUUAAACCUAACUCUUAAUCUCCUCAACUCAUUGCGCAAGCGCAUUAUAAACAAACCAUGUACACCGGACAAAGACUCUCGAUGUCGGCUUUGUCGCCGACUUGAAUUCAGUGUAUAUAUAGGAAAACUGGUUUCAAAGCCUCUUUAACGAUAAUUGCUAAAAGCGACACUAGUUGAGAGAUAACAAGCAUACAAGAAAAUAAAAACAAAUAAAUAAUGUGUAAUCUAAUGUUUAGUAGCAUAACGUCGCUUGCGUCGUCUUUUUAUCGAGUGAAUCGCGAAAGCAAGCUUGAAUAAUUUCGGUGCGAGGGGUUAUUAAAAAUAUGGUCGCAAGAAAACGCGCACCAUCGACCAACAAAUGGCAAAAAAAAAGGAAAAAAAAACAGAACCGCCAUCAUCAUCACAUAACGAUACA
Cephus cinctus (wheat stem sawfly) is the source of this 4507-nucleotide messenger RNA. Its product is annotated as glycogen synthase kinase-3 beta-like. Gene Ontology annotation, cellular component: cytoplasm; nucleus; cytosol. The transcript is spliced from 9 exons. NCBI's taxonomy places the organism in Eukaryota, Metazoa, Arthropoda, Insecta, Hymenoptera, Cephidae. The record is from RefSeq and is a predicted model, not a curated record. The coding region runs from base 2094 to 3542 and encodes 482 amino acids. Gene Ontology annotation, biological process: negative regulation of canonical Wnt signaling pathway; signal transduction; protein phosphorylation. Gene Ontology annotation, molecular function: ATP binding; protein serine/threonine kinase activity.